Drosophila innubila is the source of this 1251-nucleotide messenger RNA. Its product is annotated as microfibril-associated glycoprotein 4-like. NCBI's taxonomy places the organism in Eukaryota, Metazoa, Arthropoda, Insecta, Diptera, Drosophilidae. The record is from RefSeq and is a predicted model, not a curated record. The transcript is spliced from 5 exons. Bases 44 to 886 code for a protein of 280 amino acids.
CAGUUCAGUCUUCCACGGGAUUCAGUUAGUUACAGUCGCAAGAAUGUUGACGAAAACAUUUUUCACAAUUGUAUUAAUAAAUACAUAUAUAAUUCUUUCUGAUUCUAUUCAAAUUUCCGAGCUUAAUGAGACUAAAGCGUUUUUGUCGAUUAGUUCUCAGCUAACCGAACUGAGAGAGGAGUUAGAACGUCAAGGAAAGUUGCUCGAAGACUCAAUCAAGGAUACAAAUCUGCAUCAUUUAAAAUCUUACGGCCGUAAUUGUGCUGAAGCAACUGUUAAUUCUAAGCCUAGUGGGAUCUACGAAAUACUCAUUCCCAGCUACAGUAAACACCACUUUAAAGUGUUCUGUGAUUCAACAACUCAGGGAGGAGGUUGGUCUGUCAUCUUGAGUCGAAUGGAUGGAAGUGUGGACUUUUAUCGGAACUGGAAUACCUACAAAAAGGGAUUUGGAGAUUUGGAUGGAGAGUUCUUUUUGGGGUUGGAUAAAAUACAUGCCCUGACGUCAGAAUACAGCCAGGAGUUGCUCGUUGUUCUCGAGGAUUUUGAGGGAACUGAAAAGUUUGAGAAGUAUGAGAAAUUCUCAAUCGGGGACGAGGAUGAACAAUAUGAGCUACACACUCUGGGAAAAGCUAGUGGAACUGCUGGCGACUGUCUAAGAUAUCACCAUACCAUGAAAUUUACAACGUUCGAUCGUGAUAAUGAUCUUGAUAGCGUCAACGACGCCGAAAAGUACAGUGGUGCCUGGUGGUACAAGACUGGCCAUUGCAACAACUUGACGGGCAAAUAUAAUGCCACCACCGGCUACAAGGGCAUCCAUUGGGGACCUUUUCACAAACGGGAGUACUCCCUGAAAAAAGCCGUAAUGAUGAUACGGCCAAGGAAGUGAAACCUACACCGAUCUUUGGGUGCUCUUUGACAAUAUUAAGACGUCCCAAUUUAAAACUUUCACAAAUUGUAUUCCUAUUGUCGAAGCGAUUGCUGUUUGAUUGCAAAACCUAUCGACAUAUGUAGUCAACUGAUCGAGCCAGUGUUGCUAAGCUCUAAAGAGUAAAAUAUAGCUGUCUCUGGCUGUAAAGCAUCCGAAAAAUUUAUGAAAUUGCACUGCAAUUUGGAUAAAAAAAAAACUAGCCAACAAAUCUUGGAUCGUGGAUUUAAGCACAUUUUCCGGCUAAAAGCACUUUUUAAUAUUUCUAGCAAUCGAACUAUGAAAAUAGUUAAUAGCUUUAAAAUAGCUACAUUCUAACAGAGUUG